AUGAACGGACCGGAGGGAUCUCCGGUGAAGCUGAGGCAGAUCAUCAUUGAUGAAGAUGAGACCUCGACAACAUCUGAUUCUCCAAUUAAAUACGGUCCUCAUCUGGUAAGUUUUAUUUAAUUGAGCGGUGCAGGGAACUGAGCUUGUCAAUUUGUGCAUAUAUCUUUGCAGGAUCACGAUUAUGGCAGCGCAUCUGGCGGUAGAUAUAACUCGGCUCUUGAAUUUUAUGGCGAUGGGAAAAACAACGAAUCGUUCCCUCCCAUUGAGAUACUGGCUUCUGGUGAGUAUUCCCUUUAUUUGCGUCUAAUUUUUAGGCGAUGAAGACCAAGGAUUGUCUCCAGUGAAAGGCGAAGUCAGGCCGCAACUGUCCCAACAAUAUCACAGAUCUUCAGAACAUCAUUCCGCAGCUCCAAAGACAUUCGGUUAUGGUGCAGUAAAUAGACUCGCAGGUUGGUCCGGUGCAAUUUCGGUUAUUCUAACUUUUUUCAGGAAGAACUCAAGUUUUCUUGCAAAAUAGACCACGCACUGCCUACACAAUUCCUCAAAGGUAAGUUAGAAACUAUAUUGAUAGUCUCAAAGCUUUAGAAUCAGACCCGAACAGACAACACCGGUCCUCAGCUAUGCCAAUUCUGCUUCCAGGAUUGUCAGACCUCAUUUGACACCUUCAGAAACUUCAGUUCAGCGUUCAACGCCUAAUGUUCUCCGGCAAUCAACAGUUCGACCUCGUGGAUCUACUGUUGUUCGUCCUCCGCGCCCUCCGAAACCAGUUGUUCAGGCCCCUGUUAGUCCAGAAAGUGGAUUGAUGAAUGUUUUGGACGAAGAAGAAGCUCAAAACCAGAAGUUCUUCAUGCAGCAGUCCAAGAUGGGGACCAAUUUGGCACAAAUGAAGCCGAUCGUUUCGUCGGUUUAUAAUAAUCCGCAUGUUCCAACCAGUAUGUCCAUAUCUCCACAAAAAUCUGUUGAUGGCGAGGGGAUUCAUAAGCCUAGAGGAAGAGGCCGGCCUUCAAAUGCAGUAAGUUACUUGCAACACUUUUGAGAGACUUUUGUCAUUGUAAUUUUCUUGUUUUCAGGAAAAGGCAUUUCUCUUGCAGCAGCAACAACAGCACAAUAAGACUGCCGGUCCGGAUAAGAAUAACCUCCAAACUCUGGCUGAAAUGGCACUUGUUUCACCUUCAAAGCCGCAGGCCCCUCGAAGUCGUAAGUGGCAUAUUUGGUCUUGUUAUUUUUGUGUUUAGCUGUUAAACCGGCGAUACAAACUCCAGUUCAAGAAACAAAGCCUUUGGAGCCUCUUGCUUCUGAGAAUCAGGCUCAGCGUUUAUCAAAGAAGUUGAUCGUCACGCCGAAAAAAGACGAACCAGUAAAGUCGUGCGAGUCUGAUCGAGACGAAGGAGAAGAAGUGGAAGGUGUUGAUUACAUUACGAGAUGUAUUUGCGAAUUAAAACAUAACGAUGAUUACAUGGUGCAAUGUGAUCAAUGCAAAGCUUGGGUCCACAUCGACUGUUUUGGAGGGGAAAAAGCCGUUGAUGUUGACAACAAGUUUUAUUGUCAUAAAUGUGACACUAAACGAGUUAAUCCUUUGAGCAGCGAAGAAGCCAAGCGUCUUCAGCAACAUAAAAUAGCCAAGGCGGAAAAGAACCGGAAGAAGGCAAAGCAGAAUUCUGUUGUAAGCAAUGGUUUUAUAUCAUGAUUAUAUGAUUUGUAGACUUUAUCUGCACCUGAAAGGAAACCACACAAACUCUUGAAGAAGACGUUGGCAAAGGAGAAGGAAAACACGUACUCUCGAAGCGUGAAGAGUGACAUCAGCGAGGGAAGGAUCUCCGAAGGCGAUAUUGGCACUUACGUUCAGCUGAAAUCGAUCGCAGAUCGUCGGUGCCGAAACACCAUCGUGUCCAAGGGAAUCACUGGCCUGAUGUCUAUUGAGAAUGUAAGGAAAGGCGAUCCUUUGAUUGAAUUCAAAGGGAAUUUCUUCUUUGUGGAUGAAGAGAAAGUGGUUGAACGGCUGAAUGACCCUAUCACUUUCUAUCGGAGCGUUGUUUACACGUGAGUGUCGUAAUGUUUAUCAAAAUGUUUUUGCAGGGGAUUGGGUCCAAAUUCGAAGCCGUUAUUUGUUGAUUCAACAAAAUCUGGAACUGCUGCAAGUGUUGCUAGAAGGUCUUGUCGUGCUAACGCCAAACUAUCGCAUUGUGUCAUUGAAGGUCGUUUGGUUCUGUUCUUGGUGGCUGCUGAGGACAUUGACGAAACUUCUGAAGUAAGUCACUAUUGAUCAGCACUGAAUGAUGGUCCCUUUUUUAGAUAACGCUGCCGUUUGAUCACGAAGAGCGUGGAAGUCCGCCAAUUCAUCUUGAUUGCGCAUGUUUAACUGAUCUUGCUUACUCGGUAAGGCUUAUUAUUGAUUCCUAUUAUUUAUUAAGGCUGGUGGGUCGAAAUGUUUGUUGCAAGAUUACAACGACAAAGUGGCUAACGGGGAACUAGUGAAGCCAACGAAGACAAGUCCAGCCAGAAAACGGACAGUCUCUCCCGAAAAGCCGAGCUCUCCCAAGAACGUCCGCCGAUCUCCAGUGAAAUCUCAACCAAAGAGCCCAAGACGUGAGCCUAAGAGUCCUCGAAAUGAGAUUAAGGCGGCAGAGGCUCCAAAGGAAAUCACAUCAGAAAGAAGAAAGAGUGAGAUUGAGAAAUCUGAGGCAUCUACAUCUAAAGAAAAAGUAGAUAUUAAGGAUGAGUAAGUUGAAAAAUUCAAUAUUUAAUUGUUAAUUUAGCAGUGACAAGGAGAGUACACCAAGAAGAUCCAGCAGGAAACGCAUAUCAACGAACGAGCGACUCUCGCCUAAGCUUGAUUCAGCCUCCGAAAAGCCGAAGAAGCGUGGUGAUACUAUAUUUGAUGAGGGGGAAAUCAUUACUGGGCUCUCUGUAAGUAUUUUUUGUGUUUUUUAUAAGUAUCGGUUUGCAGCGUCGAGAACAGCAGAAAAUUCAACGUUUGGAACAAAUGGAUCAUCAAAAUGGCCGCAGGAAAAGGUCUUUGGAACAAGAACCGAAGAGUGCUAAAGUAGCCCGACGAUCUUUGCCUGCGAAGGAAGAAGUUCCCGUAAAGGUUUGUAUUUUGUAUUGGAGUAUAUGGUUAUUUGUAGAAACCCAAAGCUGAGAGUCCUGAGGAAGUGGCGGCCAAUUUGUUGCUUGGUUUAGCUGGUACAGCUGCCAAGAGCGAGACUUCCUUCUCUGCAAAACGUCAAGAAGCCCUAGUUAAAUACUGGAAUCGAUGCCGAAGUCAGCUGGACUCUCUUGGUCCCUUCUCCAACAUUAACUUUUCGGAAAUCCAAAAGGUCGCUGCCUCAAAAAAGUCAGUAAGCUGAGAUCUUACAAUUAAUGUUAAAUCUGUAUUAUAUUUUUGGUACGUCUUAGUUCAUUAUUUUUGCAUUAUUCUGGUCUUUGGAACUUAUAAACGAAGAGUUUGUUCUCUUACUUAAAUUGAUGUCAAAUUCAUUGUGAAAUAUUGUUAGUCCUCCUGUAAUAUUUUUGUCAUCUUGCACACUUCAUUCACUGCUUCUCUUUCUUUUAAGGUCCUCAACUUGUCUCACAAAUUCUGAAUCCUCUAAGCUUCUCAAAACGGGUCUACAGAAGUUAAAGAUGAAUAGCUUCGAGAGGUCUUCGCAGUCACCCAGCACCCCCAAAGCACGUCCCCCCUUAGAUAAAUCCAUUGAAUCUCACCAAGGAUCAUUUGGGCAAGGUUCCGUGAAGCCGUGGCACAUUAAACCCACAACUUUGGCUUUAUCGGAGCGCUCGGAAGAUAUGGCUGGGGUCUAUCCCGGAGAUGGGGCAGGUGGAAUCAAGUCUGAAGACGUAUCGAAGGGAAAGGAAGAACCCUCUUUUAAAGGAGUUGAAGAGACCCCACAGUCUGAUGUGAGCACUAAGAAACCACUCUCACAAGUUGCACAACAGCGUGUGAUCUCAUUCAGCGAGGCUUUCAAGACCGUAAAUGCCCCCGUGAACACUCCUUCGGCUUCAAUGAUUGGAAGGAACGUUGGUAACAGGUCAUUUGGGCAGCCUACGAAUUUGACACUGGAUGUUUUGAUGACCCCUCAGAAUAUGCAAGAACCCCCUCAAUCUGCGCCUCCCGCUUUUACACCGACCGCCAUUUCUAAGAUGAAGUUGAACUCUCUGAAAGAAAGAGUCUUUGGAGAACUUGAGGUAAGUUAGUGUGUGCAUGCGUGUAAGCAGUGGUGCAUUUUAGAAGAAGCAAACACAGAGUCUCACUUCCACACCUUCAUUGAAGCCUCCGAUCAAAUUGGAGAUUCAUAAGCCUCUGGGAAUAUCGAAGGCUGGUUCUCCAUUGGCCGUGAAUCCACGUGUUUUAAAGUGGGAUGAUUCUCCGAAGACAGAAAUAUCGAAGAUCGCUCCCUUACCCGCUAUUUUACCUCCCCUAAAAAGACUCACAGAUCUCGAGAUUUCAGAGAGUCUGAAUCGUCUGCGAUCUCUGCCCGUUUUUGAGAGGAUUGGAGUUCAAUUCUUUAAGAAGAUCGCCGAAGGUAAAGCAUCAUAUAAGGAAGGCGACGCUGAAGGCAAGACUUCUUCGUUUACCGGGCCUUCGCAUCUCUGUAAAUAA
Messenger RNA from Bursaphelenchus xylophilus (pine wood nematode), 4597 nucleotides. Lineage: Eukaryota; Metazoa; Nematoda; Chromadorea; Rhabditida; Aphelenchoididae. The record is from the annotation of a GenBank genome assembly.